This is a messenger RNA of Plasmodium malariae, 1323 nucleotides long. It is a transcript of the gene IMC1k, whose product is annotated as inner membrane complex protein 1k, putative. The transcript has a single exon. The record is from RefSeq and is a predicted model, not a curated record. Lineage: Eukaryota; Apicomplexa; Aconoidasida; Haemosporida; Plasmodiidae. The coding region runs from base 1 to 1323 and encodes 440 amino acids.
AUGGAUCAGAACUCAAAUGAAAACUUCGACAUGUUGAACGGAUAUAAUAACACCUCAGAUAUAAAUGAAAACCCAAGUGAAUAUUACAAGGAAGAAAGUAAAAACAUGAGUGGACACAAUUCCAAUUUAGAGGAUGAAAAUGGUAGAGAAUCUAUUGUGGGGGCACAAUAUAUACCUGAUUUACACGGCUUAGGUAGAGAGAGACAAGCGUUAUCUUGUAAGGUAAAUGUGAUAGAAAUACCAGGACAAGUAACACCUUAUCAUACUCCAAAUGAUGAUACAUGUUCAUAUGUAGAAUCAUUGUAUGAUGAAGAUGGAAUACCACUUACAACUACUUCAAAUGGUGGUACAAAUGAAAAGAAAUUAUGGUCUUGGACUAGUGAUGGGAAAUUAAAACUACUAUGUUCACAGCCAAUAAUUCCUGUAUCUGUUGUACAAGAUAUACUAAGAAGAGAUAAAAUUAUUUUAAUACCACAAGUAGAAGUAACAGAUUUUGUUAUUCCAAAAGUAUAUAGUCAAAAUAUUAAGCAUGAUAUACCAAAAUUAGAUAUAAAUGUAAAAUGCUCUAAUAUACAAAUUCCAAAUGUUAAGUAUGUAGAUAAAGAAAUAAUUAUACCUAUUAUUACUGGAUACACUCAUAAAUUUAUACCAAAAUGGGAAAUACAUAAAGUACCUAGACCUAUAGUUAAAUAUAUUGGUGAACAAAAAAUAGUUGAAGUACAAGUACCUGAAAUAAAAUAUGUGGAUAAAAUAGUAGAAAAAGAAAUUAUUGUUGAUACGGUUGAAAAACGAAUUCCUAAAAUUAUAGAAAUACCCAAAUAUGUUGAUGAAGUACAAUAUGUAUGGAAACCUAUUGAAAAAAUUGUAUAUAUACAAAAACUUGUACCAAAAUUUGAUGUCAAUCUUGAGUGUCCUCCACCUUUAAUAGUUCCAUAUCCUGUACAAACCAUUAAACAAAUACCACCUGUUAUGAUUAAAAAAGAUACAAAAAUUCCUGAUGACUGUAAUUACAAUGAUUCCUUAUAUUCACCAGAAGGAUCUCUACCUAUCCCUAAAGAAUAUAUUACUCAUUUUACGACACAACAACAAAAAUCUGUAAAAGGGAUGUUUUCAACUUGUUGCACAUCAAAUAUGGUAAAAUGCACAGACGAUCAACACAAUACAUAUCAUGAUGGUAUGCCAUAUAAUACUGGUUUAAUACCUGCAGAAAUGGCUUUAGAGGACGGUCUAAAUAUUUGUAGUUACUCUAACUCUUUUGUAAAUAGAAACCAGGAAUCCGUUUUAAAAAAGAGGGAAAACCAACCCGUUAAUGUGAACGCAUAA